This is a messenger RNA of Besnoitia besnoiti, 870 nucleotides long. RefSeq names its product ankyrin repeat-containing protein. Bases 1 to 870 code for a protein of 289 amino acids. The record is from RefSeq and is a predicted model, not a curated record. Gene Ontology annotation, molecular function: protein binding. The transcript is spliced from 8 exons. Lineage: Eukaryota; Apicomplexa; Conoidasida; Eucoccidiorida; Sarcocystidae.
AUGGCGGGGUUCGCUGGCAAGGAUGAGCUUUUCAAAGCGGCAGCCUCUGGGGACGUCGAGUUCCUCUCGUCACACAUUCAGCUCCAGCCUCUCGCGAGCGCCGAGGCAACCGCGCCGCGAGAUUCUGCUUCUGUUCAAGAGGGCAGCGAUGGGGGCCGCUCGCCCAGCGUCGCCGCCUCAGAGAGGAGACUCGACGCGAAAGACCUGCACAGCCUGGAAGACGAAGACGGGCGGUCGCUCCUUCACGUCGCAUCUGCUGCAGGCCGUCACGACGCUGUGGAAUUUCUCCUUCGCGCUGGAGCGAAUGCGUCGAAGGCCGACGAGGGCCAGUGGACGCCUCUGCUGUCUGCCGCAUCCGCGGGUCACCUGGCAGUCGUCAAGGCUCUGCUUCAAGCUGCAGGGUCUCGGCGGGAGGAUGCGGCGGCCGUCGAGGCCUUUCUGGAGGCACGGACGCCGUCUGGAGGAACUGCGCUCGCCACAGCGGCGGCGAAAGGCCACACAGCUGUGGUUGAAGCUCUUCUCGACGCAGGGGCUAACAUCGACGCGAGAGACAGUUACGGGCGGACUGCGGUAUCCAAGGCGGUGGCGGCAAGCAGGGAGUCGACCGCCGAGCUUCUCAUCACUCGAGGAGCGAGUCUGAAAGUUCAAGAGGCAUUCACAGGCGACAACGUGCUGCAUCUGGCGGUGAACUCAGAGAACGCCGACUUGUGCUUGCUAUUGAUGAAGAAGGAUCCGGAGCUCAGAUUCCAGAAGAACAAGGAUGGCGUAACACCUUUUGAAGCUGGUCGGGGGCCGUUCCUCAAGCACCUUGCUAUGCUGUACGAGGAGGAGCAGGGAGACGGUGCAGAGAGCUCCGAGGCACAGGGAUGA